This is a messenger RNA of Zeugodacus cucurbitae (melon fly), 1839 nucleotides long. RefSeq names its product transmembrane protein 161B (gene emei). The transcript has 8 exons. The record is from RefSeq and is a predicted model, not a curated record. Lineage: Eukaryota; Metazoa; Arthropoda; Insecta; Diptera; Tephritidae. Bases 171 to 1760 code for a protein of 529 amino acids.
UUUAUUUUUGUGUCAUAAUUCCCGGCCGAAAAAAUAGUCUAUCCAAAAUUUUUUAAUCAUUGUACUACAUAGUUAAAUCACACAGUUUCCGCUUUUAAUUAACACAUUAAUUAUGUAUUAAUUAGUGUAUGUAACUUUAACAUUAAGCCGCAGAAGAAACCAAGUAAAAAAUGGCAGUGCUUGGUGCACAAUUGGUGAUUACACUACUCACGUUGAGUGUUAUACAAAAAUUGAGUCCACAUUUUUCCUUCGCUAAGUGGUUAUUAUGCGCUACUGGGCUUUAUCGCUAUUUACAUCCAUCGGACGAUGAGCUGCGUAUGCUAGCUGGUGUGCCCAAGGAGAAGCACACGAAAGGUGGUGGUGGUGGCAAAGGUAAUAAGAGCUAUAAGACACUAAAUGGCACCGGACAAUUUCAUAUACCACGCAGCUUAGAAGUGCAAUUGGAGACGACACCAGUGGUGGCGCGUGAUGUUGUAAACCUCAGAUAUUUCACUGAAUACCAGUGGCUAGUCGAUUUUAGUGCAUAUGCUGCAGUUGUAUAUACUUUAUCAGAGAUCUAUCACUACUAUUUUCCGCUGAAAAAUGAAUUUAACCUCAGCAUGAUUUGGUGUCUGUUGGUUGUCUUUUUCUCGCUCAAAUUACUAUCGUCGCUUACAUGGUUGUAUUUUCAAAAUGAAGAGUCGAUCGGUGAACGCUCCAUGGUUAUAGUAGCCUGCCUUGUUUAUCUACUAAUUGCCAUGAUUGUGCUUAUUAUUGAUGAGCGGCACCUCGAGACUGGACUGGAGCACGCAUAUAGUAGUUUUAAUGAGAGCGCAUCACAGUUCCUAACGGAACAGGGUUUGCCAUCAUCUGGUCCCGCCUCAAAGCUGAUUGUUAAGCUCUGCAUGGCUGUCUGUUGCGGGAUCUUAGGCGCUAUAUUCACCUUUCCAGGCUUACGUAUGGCAAAAAUGCAUUGGGACUCCUUGAAAUACUGCAGCGGACGUAAAAUUCUACAAUUGAUACUCAACAUCAGUUUUGUUUUACCUUUUCUACUGAUAAUACUCUGGAUAAGACCGAUAAGCAGAGAGUAUCUGACGGAGCGUGUAUUUGAGGGCAUGGAGAAGCCAUUACUUUCAGUGGAGGCUUUUGAGACAAUGCGUCUGCUUAUUGUCAUUUUAGUAGUUUUACUGCGUUUCGCUUUAAUACCAAUCUAUUUGCAAUCCUAUUUGAACUUGGCGCAUGAUAAAAUUGUCGAUUUACGUAAAGAAGCCGGACGCAUUACAAAUGUGGAGUAUCAGAAGAAGAUUUCCUCCAUAUUCUACUACCUCUGCGUGGUCACACUACAAUUCGCCGCACCACUCUUACUCUGCUUGUAUCUGACAUUGAUGUACAAGAGUUUAGGUGAAUUCACUUGGUCGGGCAUACUAAAAGCUAGCACCAGCAAUGACAGCAGCAUUUGCAUCGAUAUGUGUUCAUUAGACGGUAUGUCUUUUGACCUUAAUGAAGAGGAUAUGGUGGAUCCUGCCACAGCUGGCUUGCCGCCCGUUGCAAUAAUAAGCACCAUAACGUUGCCGGAUAGCGGUGAAAAUGUACAAGGCGAUGAUUUCAAUAUUUUAGAGUCGGCAAAUGCUAUACAUGCGCAAUGGAUCAGUUUGAAAAAUGUCUUCAACGCCGACGUUUACAAAGGAUUUUUGGGCUUUGCCAGCUGGUGGAGUUAUUUUACGCUUUUCACCUCUUCAGCUUUGGGUAUUGUGUAUCAGUCAUAUUUUAGCAAAACAUGAAGUUGACUGAUUUGUUUGACAGUCAAAAAUACAUGCAGUUUCGGAUACUUUCGAAUUUUUUUCUGAUUUUGAAAUUUUU